Messenger RNA from Scatophagus argus, 8439 nucleotides. It is a transcript of the gene plxnb3, whose product is annotated as plexin B3. Gene Ontology annotation, biological process: negative regulation of cell adhesion; semaphorin-plexin signaling pathway involved in axon guidance; positive regulation of axonogenesis. The transcript is spliced from 40 exons. The record is from RefSeq and is a predicted model, not a curated record. NCBI's taxonomy places the organism in Eukaryota, Metazoa, Chordata, Actinopteri, Scatophagidae. Gene Ontology annotation, cellular component: semaphorin receptor complex. Gene Ontology annotation, molecular function: semaphorin receptor activity; protein binding. The coding region runs from base 490 to 6195 and encodes 1901 amino acids.
GAAUCAUUUGAAGUACUUUUAUUUAUUAACCAAAUCAGUUUAGUUUGACUUCUUUCAGCGUGAAGUCGCCUGACGCUGAACAAGAUGUUGAUCAUAAAUACUUUUCUUCAAUUUUAAUGGCAGUAGUUGACCUCCACUUCAACAAACGCAUUAGCCGUGAGGUUUGACUGAAUAUGUGAACCAGACCUCGACAGGGCAGCAGGCAAAGCCUCCGCCGCUGAGGAGCGUCAGAAAAGCCUCCCCGGCGCCGCGCGGAGCGGGGCGGGGCGGGGUCUCUGUCGGACCUGUUGUGCGGCUCUCGGUCUGGAUCGUGCAGGUUUGUGUCUGUGUCAGGCUCUCGCUGGGUUUCUGGAAGUUUUACUGGGCCAGCUGGACCUCGGCGGGGUGCAGAGCUCAGGAAACGUUCUCCUGAUGAAGAAGGUUCCUCCUCGUUCUCCUCACUUCACAGACACAGCAGGUUGCCUCAACAGGUAAAGAGGAGCUGCCAUAAUGGCCUCCUUCACCCCCCCGUCACUCCUCCUCCUCCUGCCUUUCCUCCUUCCCUCCCCCUCUCACCCAGCUGAUGCCAUUGUGACAUCUGACCCCAUGGUGCGAUGGGUGAAGCUAAACGGCGCCCCCCUCUCUCACCUGGUGCUGGACCCGGGGGCAGGUUGUGUUUAUGUGGGCGGAGUCGACCACCUCUACCAACUGACCUCUGAUCUGGAGGUGAUGUCCCACGUGAGGACUGGGCCUCACCUCGACUCUCCAGACUGCCUCCCCCCGAUCAUCCCACAGGACUGCCCCUCAGCCACUCCCACUCAUAACCACAACAAACUGCUGCUGCUGGAGAUGGGACAAGGGGCGGAGCCAGGGAGUCUGAUCGUCUGUGGCUCGCUCUAUCAGGGCAUCUGUGACAAGAGGAGUUUGACUAACAUCUCUCAGCUAAUCUAUCAGACCUCCAACCCUGUUGACACUCAGUAUGUUGCUGCAAACGACCCUCGUGUCUCAACCGUCGCUGUGGUGAUAACCACAGAGAACAAGCAGGAGGGGGGCGGGGCUGGGGGUGUUAUGCGCUUGAUGCUGGUUGGUCGAGGCUACACCAGUAAAGGCCCCGGUGAUAUCCCACCCAUCACAACGCGACGUCUGUUCCCGGUUGUCCCACCUCGCCGAGCCUUCUCUCAGGAGGAGGAACUGGGGAAACUUGUUGUAGGAAGUUACUCAGAGUACAACAACCACUUUGUGAAGGCUGUUGCCCACGGUAAUCACGUCUACUUCUUGUUCUCUCGACGGGACAUGUGGCACAAAAAGGAGUACCGUACAUAUGCCUCCCGGCUCUGCAUCUCUGACCGCAGCUUCUACUCAUACGUGGAGGUGCCUCUGCUGUGCCACGGUGGCUACAACCUGGCCCAGGGAGCAUGGUUAGGAAACCACUCAGGUGACCCUGCUCUCUUUAUCAUCAUGGCAAUGGGACAAGCGUCCACACCUGUAGCAACUGGUCGCUCAGCACUGUGUGUUUAUGGGAUGGCAGAGCUGGAUGCUAUGCUGCUGAGAGCACAGGAAGUGUGUUACACAGAAGGAGGACGAGGCAACAGUGGACAGGAAGAGGCCUACAUUGAAUAUGCUGUGUCAUCAAAAUGCCUGAAACUACCCAAGGACUCUCUGUCAGAGUACCCCUGUGGGGGUGAACACACCCCAAAUCCAAUCGCCAGCGCUGUGCCGCUCCCAGCCACACCCACCUUUACCUCAACCACCCAGCUGACUGCUGUCACAACGGCAACAGAGGCAGGACACACCAUCGCUUUCCUGGGAGACAGAGAGGGACGACUGCACAAGGUGCUGGUGCACUCUGAUUGGUCAGGUGAUCUGUACAGCAGCCUUUUAGUGGACGGCGGCAGUAGCGUCAGUGCUGACCUCCUAUUGGACGACAGUCAGCAGCACAUUUAUGUUUUAACCAACAGCAGGCUGUCGAAAGUUCCUGUGUCAUCAUGUGAAAGACAGACAGACUGUCAGUCCUGUCUUGCUAUCAGAGACCCCUACUGUGGCUGGUGUGUACUGGAGGGAAGAUGCUCUCGGAAACAUCUGUGUCAGCGCCACAUGCAGCCCAACCAUUGGCUUUGGAGCUUUGAACCAACCAAUCAGUGUGUGACAAUACAAAGUCUACGGCCAGCCAAUCAGAGCAGAGAUGAGCAGACACAGAUAACGCUGUCAGUCCUCCAGCUUCCUGCCCUUACUGAGGCAGAGUCUUUGUCUUGCAUCUUCGGGCUCCUCCCACCUGAGCCUGCCCUCAUCAUGGCAACCAGCAUCACCUGUCAGUCACCUGCUCCAGAGCUCCUCCCCCCCAUGCUAACAGGAAGUGAUCACAUGAUCCUACCUGUGUCUCUGGUGUUUGGUCGUGUGACCAUCACCACAGGCAACAUGACUUUCUAUGACUGUAGGACCGUGAGCAAACUGAAGCAGAGCUCUCAGUGUCUGGCGUGUGUCAGCAGUGUGUGGGGAUGUAACUGGUGUCCUCUGGAUCAACUCUGCACUCACAACCACAGCUGCCCCAACCAGCACAUAAUCCUCAACCACAGAGAGUCUCCUGGUCCCACAUCCUGUCCUCUGGUCUUUGCCCUACAGAGUUCUGCUUUAGUGCCAUUGGGCCUGAGCACCACUGUGAUGUUGCGAGGACAAAACCUGGACAUCUACACUGAUGAAGCCCAGUAUGUGUGUGUUGUGGAAAUCGAAGGAGUUCAGUUCAACCUGACAGCCUCUGUAGAGAAAACACAUGACAACAUCAACACAUUCACCUGUAGCCCACACCAGUUUCAGUAUGCUGGCAGUCAGCUUCAGUAUUCAGCUCCUGUCUAUCUGCGUAGAGGACACAGACGCAUUGAUGCUGCACCUGGCCUCCGACUCCAGCUGUACGACUGCUCUGCUGGCCAAUCAGAUUGCUCACAGUGCAGGGCGGUGCCCAAGGAAUACGGCUGUGUGUGGUGUCCAGGAAGCCCCGCCCCCAGAUGUAUUUACAACCAGUCCUGUUCUAGUAUACCUGUGGACAUCUGCCCGCCUCCUCAGAUCACACAGGUGCUACCCGUCUCUGGUCCUCUGGAGGGUGGAAGCCUGGUGACAAUCACUGGGUCAAAUCUGGGGAUGAGGUAUCAGGAUGUGGUGGGCGGAGUCACAGUGGCAGGUGUUCAAUGUUCGCCCCAACCUGAAGGAUACCAGAUCUCCACCAGGGUUGUGUGUGAACUACAGCCCAGCGGGAAGCAGACGGAGGGUCCUGUGCUGAUUACUGUGGGGACGACUCCACCUGGAAGGUCAACACAGUUGUUCACCUAUCAGGACCCACAGCUCCUGGAUUUGGUUCCUAAUAAAGGUCCUGUCUCUGGAGGAACCCAACUGACCAUCAGAGGACGACAGCUGCUGACUGGACAAAAGUCUGACCUGAGGGCCUUCCUGGGCACUCAGCCCUGCUACAUUGUGGAGGAGGUGAAUGACACCCAGUUAAUGUGUCAGACUAGUUCCAGCAAUCAGACUGGUGGAGUCACAGUUCGUGUUCUGUUUGGUAAAGCGGAGAGAACCGUACCCAGCGUUACAUUCCGGUACCUUGACGACCCCGUCAUCACCGACGCCACACCUGCAGAGAGCUUCUAUGCAGGCGGGCGUCUCAUCAUGGUGACGGGCAGGAACCUUGACGUUGUGCAGCAGCCAAUCAUGGCUGUGUGGGUGGAGCCUCUGGAGGUCCAGAGGGUAAAACGGAGAAGACGAUUGGCUCUGCUCACCUCCAAGCAGCAGCUGGUCUUUAACAGCACCAUGCCAACGGUAUUGGAGCGCUGCUCGGUCCUGUCGUCCUCUCAGAUGACCUGUCCAACCCCCACCGUGAGGCCAGAGGUUAAAGUGAAGGGAGUCUGGUUUCAACUAGACAAUGUCAGAGUCCACUAUGAAAGCAUCAAGGGUAAAAGCUUCAUUUAUUAUCCAAACCCGGAGUUUUUUUCACUGAAUCGAGAAGCUCCAGGUGCUCCAUACCGUUUCAAACCAGGAGGAGUGAUCGCUGUGGAGGGUCAGGACCUGACCAGAGCCAUAUCAAGACAAGAAGUGACAGCUCGGCUCGGAGACCAGGAAUGUGAGGUGAAAACUCUUGAUAACACUCACCUAUACUGUGAACCUCCAGAGAUCCAACCAAUGAGUGUGGACGAGAACAACGAGCUACCAAGCCUCAAGGUGUUCAUGGGGAACCUGCAGGUGGACCUGGGAUUGGUUCAAUACGACGGUGACUCUUUGCUGUCUCCCGUCCCAUUGGCUGCUCAGAUUGGUUUGGGGGCAGGAGCAGCUGUCAUUAUCCUGUUAGUGCUGGUCGUAAUCCUCAUGUACAGGAGGAAGAGCAAACAGGCUCUCAGAGAUUAUAAGAAGGUUUUACUGCAGUUGGAAACUCUGGAGAUCAACGUGGGAGACCAGUGUCGCAAAGAGUUCACUGACCUGAUGACAGAGAUGAUGGACCUGAGCAGUGAUGUCGGAGGACCAGGACUCCCCCUGUUAGACUACAGGACAUAUGCAGAGAGAGUUUUCUUCCCCGCCCAGCAGGUGGCGCCACUGAGCCGCCAGCUGGACCUGCCAGAGUCCAGGAGGCAGACGGUGGAACAGGGCCUUCAGCAGCUCAACAACCUGCUUAACAACAGACUCUUCCUCACCAGGUUCAUCCACACUUUGGAGGCCCAGCAGGGUUUCUCUCAGAGAGACCGGGGUUACGUUGCCAGUCUGCUCACCAUGGCCCUGCACGAUAAAUUGGAGUAUUUCACAGAGGUCAUGAAGAGUCUGCUGCAGGACCUGGUGCAGCAGUAUGUUGCCAAGAACCCCAAACUUAUGCUGCGCCGGACAGAGACAGUUGUAGAGAAGAUGUUGACAAACUGGAUGUCUAUCUGCCUCUACUCCUUCCUCAAGGAGGUGGCAGGGGAGCCUCUCUACAUGCUCUACAGAGCCAUAAAGUAUCAGGUGGAUAAAGGUCCGGUCGAUGUUGUGACGGGAAAAGCCAAACGAACUCUUAAUGACAGCCACCUGCUGCGAGAAGACAUCGACUACUGUGCUAUGACUCUGACUGUGCUGGUGAAGAAUGGAGUUGAAGUUCAACCGUGUCCAGUUAAAGUCCUUGACACUGACACUAUCACACAGGUGAAAGAUAAGAUCUUGGAUCAGGUCUACAGAGGAGCUCCAUUCUCUCAGAGACCAGCAGCAGACAGUCUUGACCUGGAGUGGCGUUCAGGUCAGGCAGGUCACCUGACUCUGUCAGAUGAUGAUGUCACAGCGGUGGUUCAUGGACGGUGGAAACGGCUCAAUACUCUGCAGCACUACAAGGUUCCAGAUGGUGCGACAGUCGCUCUGAUUCCUCGUUCUCAGAGUUCAGGUGGAGUUGGAGUCAACCAGAUCUUUCAAACUGGAGAGAAAACACCAAUGCUGGAAGGCGAGGAGGAGGAGGGUCUGCGUCUAUGGCACCUGGUGAAGAGCAGUGAGGACCCUGAAAUCCCAAAACACAGAAAGAGCAGCAUGAGGGACCGAGAGAGAGCAAAGGCCAUACCUGAGAUCUACCUGACCAGACUGCUGUCCAUGAAGGGGACUUUGCAGAAGUUUGUGGACGAUGUCUUUGUAGCGAUCCUCAGUACAAAGCGUCCUCCUCCUAUUGCUGUAAGAUUCUUCUUUGACUUCUUGGAUGACUUGGCAGAGAAACACGGCAUUGAUGACCCAGAGACUGUGCACAUCUGGAAGACCAACAGUCUCCCUCUCAGGUUCUGGGUGAACAUCCUGAAGAAUCCUCAGUUUGUUCUGGAUGUUCAGGUGACUGACAGCAUCGACGCCGUAUUGUCCGUCAUUGCUCAGACCUUCAUCGACUCCUGCACCACCUCAGAGCACAAAGUGGGACGGGACUCUCCUGUCAACAAGCUGCUUUAUGCCAGAGAGAUACCCCGAUACAAACAGCUGGUUGAGAGGUAUUACAGUGACAUCCACAGCGCUGCAUCAGGCUGUUAUCAGGAGAUGAAUUCCACUCUGACUGAGCUGUCAGGGGGUUUUACUACAGAGAUGAACAGCCUUGUUGCUCUUCAUGAACUUUACAAGUACAUCAACAAAUAUUACGACCAGAUCAUCAUGUCUCUGGAGGAGGACAGUUCAGGUCAGAAGAUGCAGUUAGCAUAUCGACUGCAACAGGUUGCCGCACUGGUGGAGAACAAGGUCACUGACCUGUGAUGAGCUCUGACUCCAUGACCCUGAAGGUACUCCGACCUCUUCCUCAACAGGAGUAUCUUUCUACAAAGUGAGGAUGCUUCCUGUUGAACAUCUUCAGCAGCUCUGAGAGACUCAUUGGACUCCUGUGGACAUUGUCUUCCGGCUGUGUGUGUGUAUGUGUGUUGGGGAUCUAUGAGGUUUUAUAGUCUAUAGACUCAGGAGAACCCAGCUCUGUCGUUUCCUUCACUCUGAAGCAGCAGUCAAACUCAUCCAAACCUGAACCUGGCGUCAUCAGAUAACGACAAUCUAACCAAUCAGAUCAGGGAACUUCAUUGUCACCUGCUGCCUUGCACUACAUUUCCCAGAGUUCCUUGCUGUUCGGCUGUCUGCGUGGAGUCAGAGAGCACAAUUUUAAUAAUUUCUGUUCUAAUCAUACGUAUUGAUUAUUGACCUGCUUAUAUGAGACAUGCCGGAUGCUUUUUAUUGACAGAAUUGGCGGAAUGUUUUUGCCUUUACUACUGAAACCAGCACAACUCUGCAUGUCAGGAGCUUUAAAGAUCCCAAAAAGAGGGAGUUUCACUGAAUGCAAUAAUCAGGGGAUGACUUUUAAUUCACAUUUUCAGAGUGAUUCCAGUUUCUGUCUCCAGUAACCAAAUCUUCUACCUGGAGCUCUUCAGGUAAGCUCGACUCCUGCUGACCUGUCUCACACUCCCCGGUAUUUCUCGUCUUCCUCAGUUCCAAACUGACUCACCAGCUUCCUCAGGUUUAAAUAGAUGCUUCGCAACAGUCACACCAAUCUGAUCUUUGUUGAGUAGUAGUUCCACUCGAUCCCUCUCAGACCAGUCUACUCGGUGGCCCCCAAGAUCAAGUCUGACUUCUGCCACCAUGAGCAAAUCCACUGAGCACCGCAGUUCCACUGAUUGAUUAUUAUUGAUUAUACAGCUAAGUUUGUAGCUUGAAAUGUAGCUGUGACUGAGGCUGUGUUUUUUGAUGAAAUGAAGCCUACCCAAGAUGUUUUCUUUUUACCUGACCAACUGCCUUUUCAAAGAUAGCAAUGCAACUAACUUCCUAGCUGGCUGAAUCUCCACAUUUCUCACACAAAGAAAUAACUUAUGCAUAGGUGGUGCAGUGGUUAGCACUGUCGCCUCAUAGCAAGAGGGUUCCGGGUUCGAAUCCCGGUCUGGAGUCUAUGUCCCGGUCUAUGUGGAGUUUGCAUGUUCUCCCUGCGUGGGUUGUCUCUGGGUACUCCGGAGAAAACAUGCACAUUAGGUUAAUUGGCUGCUCUACAUUGCCCCCUAGAUGUGAGUGUGAGAGUGUGUGGCUGUCUGUCUUGUGUGUUGAGCCUGCGAUUGACUGGCGACCAGUCCAGGGUGAACCCCGCCUCUAGAAAAUGGAUGGAUGGAUAAAUGGAUAAUGCAUAUACAUAAUCACUGACUGGAAGGAAACUAGAAUCACGCUGAAAGUGAAGUUGAACUGAAGCACUGAAGUCUGAACAUGCUGAAUUAACAAAGAGCUGAUAGAUGAUAAAAUCAGUCUGCAUGUCAGGGGGAGGAGAUUAAACUGUGUGAGAGUGAAUGUGUGUGUUAGCACUAACUUAUUUUGUGUACAUACUGUAAGUCCUAUUUAUACCUAAUUUAUCCCAGCUGUGCCUUCACUGUUGCAGCUAGGUGGCACUGUCUGUCUGUCUUAACAACUGUGACAACUGUAUAUAAAGAUCGAUGACAUGAGAGCUUCCCCUGGGGGCUUGCUAUAGUACAGCUCAUAAGCACAUGGUACAUAAGCCAAACCAAAAACUCAAAGUACACAUCAGAUAAAUUAUCCCUAAAGGGACAUGGAGAUGCAUCGGCCAUCUUUAUAUACAAUCCAGUGGUCUUAAGGGCAGCCUGACAGAUCAUAUGUCCCAGUGCAUCAUGGGAAGAAAAAAUAAUUUUAAUGUUUCCGUCUUUUUUGACACAGGAGGCAAAAGAACGGCAACAUAGACGAAUCUUGACUUAUUUAUGUACUUAAGCCCCACAUAGCCCAGACUGAACCCAAACAGCCUGAGCGCACUUUAAAAUAUAAACCGCUCAUACAACAUUGUUAUAUUGCAGAACAACAAGCAUGAUGUCUUGCUAGGUUGAAAAUAAUCUCAACUCGCUCAUUGACUUACCUGAGCAGAGUUUGUUGUGCAGACUGCUGUUUUCAAGGCCAAGAAUUAUCAGUUAAUUUAAAGAAAUGUCACAAGUUUAUAACUUGUUUGUAGCUGCUAUGAUUUUGGCUAGCCAG